GGACUCGCUUUCCCAGGCUGCCCCGCGCGAAGCUGCCCAAGCUCUGGCGGAGGGUUGUUAUUGUGGCGGCCCGGCCCCUAAAAGAGACUCGGCUCGGAGAUUAAAGAUGGCGGCGGCGGCGGGAGGAGGAGGAGGCAGCGGGGGCUCCUCCUGGGCCUCGGUGCCGCGGGGCCGCUUCCCGGGCAGGCCUGGCGGGUGCCGCGGGCGAGGCGCCGGGGCCGGGAGCCGCGCGCGGGUCUCUCUGCUGGCGCCGCGGCUGCUGCUGUGGGCGGCGGCCGGGGAGGGCGAGCGGGCCGCGGCUGUGGCGGCGACGGUGGCGGGAGACACCACCCUGGGCAGCCUGCUGGGCCUCAGCCGCGGGUGGAGACGGCUCCAGCGCCUCUUGGGGAGCGUCGGCGGCGGGAGCGGGAGCAGCAGCAGCGAGGACGAGCCGGAAGAGUUCCUGGGCUUCCAUUUGGAGGAUGAAGUCACUCAGAGCUCACGACGGGCUGCAUUGAGAUCUAAAAGAGGUACAGCUCUGCCAGUGCGUAAAAAAGAGAGAAAAAAGAGAGCAGCUACUGAAGACACUCCUCCAAAAAGGCUUGUCAAGCAGAAGGCUGUGGAAUCCCAGCGGGAACGAAUGGUAAAAGCCUUGGCAGAGCUGCUCCAGAAGAGCAAGAGAUCUCCAGCAAGGAUAGGUCGACCACCAAUUUCUGGCCCUAAAGUUGGUAGGAAGCUUCCUAAACAGACUAAACAAGGCCCAGAGCCCGACGAUUCCAUAAAAUCCACAAUUUCUCCUACCCUUUCAUCACAAAUAGAGAAAACCAUCAACUCAAUUGUGUCACCCAGGCCACGAGGCCGACCACCAGGCUCCUCCAGAAAAAGACUUGUUACAGAAGCUGAAUCUCCUUGUGAAAGCACUAAAGCACCAUCUUCCAUUCCAGAACCCAGCAUAAGCCCUCAAUCAUCUUCACCAUGCCAAGUAGACAGCCCAUCCUCUCAGCCUCCUGAAGAUUUGAAGAAACCACCGCUCAUCCUGAAGUUCUUCUCAAAGGCUAGGCGGCAUAAAUCUGACACCUGGCCAUAG
Messenger RNA from Anolis carolinensis (green anole), 1066 nucleotides. RefSeq names its product histone-lysine N-methyltransferase 2B-like. The record is from RefSeq and is a predicted model, not a curated record. Lineage: Eukaryota; Metazoa; Chordata; Lepidosauria; Squamata; Anolidae. Bases 107 to 1066 code for a protein of 319 amino acids. The transcript has 4 exons.